CUGAGGCUAAUCACCUUUAAGCGCACGAACAGGGGAAACAAGCUUUUGAGGGACGUUAGUAAAUCAGGUGUUGGCAAACGACUAUUGGCGAACUUUCUCCUGGAAAUGGCUACCAGUCAAACUUGGACGUUAAUACGUUAUGGGCGUUUCACCCCUUGUUCUGGGCAGAAAGGAGGAAAGCCGUGGAAGGUUUUCGAGGCAAAGGGCAAUAAGCCAGAAAUUGUCCUUACAAUACUGGAGUCUGGAUACUUACUGGUAUGUCAAGGGGAAGACAGCCUGGAUGCGAUCACUUUGCUAUCACAUUCUCUUAAAGUGCAACAGAAAUCUGAUAACCUGAUGCUUCGAUUUACUGUCAAGGGAGAGAACCGCAUGAUAAGAAUGCAGUUUGAUGGAAGGAGCAGGGCAGAAGCCAUAAAUGAGUGUUCAAAUGCUGUGGAAAAACUCAGGGAGUACAUUCCUGUCACCACUCUGGAUGAUGCUUCACUACAUCUGAAUCAGCCCCCCACUGAUGUUCCUGCACCAGCAACACAGCUGACAUGUCAGGAAAAGACUGUGGGAACUGAGCAUGAGCCUGUCCAAGGAUUCAUAUCCAUUAAGCAUCUUACCCAACACUUCCUGGGGGAGACUGCUGUGACUCUUCCUCAAAUAUAUCAUGACAGCUCAUUGGCACAAGGUGACUUGGAGCCCAUCCUGCGUGCUUGUCUGCUGGAUCCCAGCUUCCAUGCAUUUGUAGAGAGGGUAGAGGUGGAGCUGAGGAAACUGCUUGAAGAAUGACCAGUUGAAGGCAGCAAGGUCCAGUCAGUAAAAUAAGAUAUUGUUCUUUGUUGUUGUACAGUUUGUGUAGCCAAUGCCUGUUGGUGUAGGAGUGUUUGCAGUUUUUCUGACUGUUCUUGCAGUGCUUUUUGUAGUGCUAUCUCCUAUGAGUUGAUCUGAUAUAUGGCUAAAAUUGAAUAAAUUUCCCUUUGUAUAAAUUCAUAAAUAAAUACACACACUGACAUCUGGA
Molecule: messenger RNA, 1003 nt
Organism: Melanotaenia boesemani (Boeseman's rainbowfish)
Lineage: Eukaryota; Metazoa; Chordata; Actinopteri; Atheriniformes; Melanotaeniidae
Gene: rec114
Product: REC114 meiotic recombination protein
Exons: 6
Coding region: 106-774 (222 amino acids)
Source: RefSeq, a predicted model, not a curated record